UUUCAUUUUUGCAAGUCGUGGGCGUUUUCUCGUGGGUUUGGUGGUGUGGCUCCUUCAGUAUCAAGGACCGACAACAACAACAGCAACAGGAAGCAGCACUACUACUCACCAAGAACUUACUCCUCCUCCCGCCCGCCGCUGCCACCACCCCGAGCAGCACGCCCGUCGACGCCCGCCCCACCGACCGCCUCGACGACCCCACCAAGCUAAAUGUGCUACGCGCAUAUGUCCAUCAAGCCCCUCCCGCUCUCCAACGAUGGCAUGACCAGUGCAACGAACAAUCCGAUCGCGAUCGCCAUGGAGCGCCACCGCGCGCAGCUCGCAAACGACCUCAAGAAGCGCGAAAUGAUGAAGAAGGUGCUCUCGGUCCGUAAGGGCCUAGUCCAUGUUCAGGACUGCACCUCGUCCGACUGCGACAAGGCGCUCUGCAAGUCCACGAAGCGCCUCAUUGCGCAGUACCGCGGCCACGGCUGCAUCAACCACGUUAGCGAUAGUACCACCACCACCACCACUAGUAACUUAGGACCCGGGAAGGCCAAGUGCCAGGUCUGCUCGCUGUGGGCCCUCGUCGCGGGCUCCACGGCGUUGGCCGCCCAUUAAUUUAAGCUGAUCAAAUAGCGCAUCGUAUAAGUAGAAGAAGACCAUGAACGAAAUGAACGAAACCAAAUUUUUUGCCAC
This is a messenger RNA of Saprolegnia parasitica CBS 223.65, 678 nucleotides long. RefSeq lists its product as hypothetical. NCBI's taxonomy places the organism in Eukaryota, Oomycota, Saprolegniomycetes, Saprolegniales, Saprolegniaceae. The transcript has a single exon. Bases 211 to 600 code for a protein of 129 amino acids. The record is from RefSeq and is a predicted model, not a curated record.